Molecule: messenger RNA, 1285 nt
Organism: Mesocricetus auratus (golden hamster)
Lineage: Eukaryota; Metazoa; Chordata; Mammalia; Rodentia; Cricetidae
Gene: Rab20
Product: RAB20, member RAS oncogene family
Exons: 3
Coding region: 139-840 (233 amino acids)
Biological process (GO): intracellular protein transport
Cellular component (GO): endomembrane system
Molecular function (GO): GTP binding; GTPase activity
Source: RefSeq, a predicted model, not a curated record
CUUUCACCUUCGGUCCCAGCACGUCCCGACCUCAGGUCGGGGCCACUAGAGUCCGGGGUCCCUGGGAGCUCGGGGUCCGCUACCCCUAGCGUCCUGGGCGGGGGACCGAGGUGCGCAGGAGCCACGUCCACCGAGACCAUGCGGAAGCCGGACGGGAAGAUCGUGCUGCUGGGGGACAUGAACGUGGGUAAAACGUCUCUACUUCAGCGUUACAUGGAGCGUCGCUUCCCGGACACGGUCAGCACCGUGGGCGGUGCCUUCUACCUGAAGCAGUGGCGCUCCUUCAACAUCUCCAUAUGGGACACCGCAGGGCGGGAGCAGUUCCAUGGCCUGGGCUCCAUGUACUGCCGCGGGGCGGCCGCUGUCAUCCUGACGUAUGAUGUGAACCACCCUCAGAGUCUUCUGGAGCUGGAGGACAGGUUUCUGGGCCUGACGGAAACAGCCAACAAUGACUGCUUGUUUGCCAUUGUGGGGAACAAAGUGGACCUGGCCUUGGAGCGGGCCACAGAGGGCGGGGAGAAAGAAGGAGAGGCUUCUGGGAAGGCGGGCAGCUGUGUCUCCUCCAAGGUACCCAGGCAGGUGCAGCCAGAGGAUGCCAUGGCCCUUUACAAGAAGAUCUUGAAGCACAAGAUGCUGGACGAGAGGGAGAUGCCAGCCGCCGAGCGGAUGUGCUUUGAGACCAGCGCCAAAACCGGGUACAACGUGGACCUCCUGUUUGAGACUUUGUUUGACCUGGUGGUGCCCAUGAUCUCCCGGCAGAGGGCUGAGGAGCCAUCCCAGAUUGUGGAUAUAGCCAGUUGCAAAGCACCCACACGGACUAGAUCUGGGUGCUGCACCUGAUGGCUGAGGUCUCCCUCCUGUCUCCUGGCACGUGGGAGCACCGGGCUCAGAGGUUUCACGGAACACUGUUUAUAGAGUGGGUGGACAUGAACACCAGCUGCGGAUACAGGCCAAGGUACCCAGCUACCUCUGGGUAUCGGGAGGUGGUACGGAAACCCUCUGCAGAGCCAGCCUGGUUCCGCCUUGUGUACUGCCCCGUGGGUAUCAGCGACAAUCACGGAGCCUGCAGUCUGGGGACCCGCCUUGGAUUGGGCUUGACUCUCACGAUCCCUGGUCACUACAUCUGCAGUCUGCACUGUCGUCUGUGAUUUCCCGUUUGAUACCUGCACCCGAUGCAUUGUCAUGCCAAAUCUCCACAUUUAAUUUAUACGAAAUCAGGAAGGGCUGUUUUUAUACCGGGUGAAGCUGGGCGGGCUACGUGUUAUUAAAAAGGAUUUGAGGAAAA